UAUGUCAUUGAGGAGUGUCAAAUUCAUAAGAUAUAGAACAAUAAUUAGAAAAAAUUGGAUAGUGAUGAAAAAAACUCCGUUUGAGCUCCUUUGAUUGUUGAUGUUAAAAUUAACUGUAACUUCACCGUUUUACUUAUUUAAUUCAUCUUAAGUUUGUACAUAUAUUUUAGACGUGAGUUGCCAAAAGAUCCAACAAAAUGGCAGCCACCAGAAGAUUACAAAAAGAACUAGGAGAUAUUAGAAAUUCAGGACUAAAAUCAUUCCGUGAUAUUCAAGUGGAUGAAACCAAUAUUUUAACUUGGCAAGGUCUUAUAGUUCCGGAUAGUCCGCCUUACAACAAAGGAGCUUUUAAGAUAGAAAUUAACUUUCCCGCAGAAUAUCCCUUUAAACCACCAAAAAUAAAUUUUAAAACUAAAAUUUAUCAUCCAAACAUUGAUGAGAAGGGUCAAGUUUGUCUACCUAUUAUAAGUGCUGAAAAUUGGAAACCUGCCACUAAAACAGAACAAGUGAUCCAAGCUUUGGUUGCUCUUGUGAAUGAACCGGAACCAGAACACCCUCUGCGUGGAGACUUAGCUGAAGAAUAUCUCAAGGACAAGAAAAAAUUUACGAAGAAUGCAGAAGAUUAUACGAAAAAACACAGUGAAAAGAGACCAGCAGAUUAAAUGAAAUUAAACACUAGACAAACAUCAUUGUUUGAAAUUGACAUUCAAUUCUCAAAAUUUCAAAUUGUGCUCUCAAUAAACAAACAUAUUAUUUUUUUGGAUAAAUUCAUUGUUCCAAUAGUACUGGAAAUUUCCUUACUUCUGGGACAUCCUGAGUUUAUGCAACCCCUAAUGUUAUUUAUGUAAAAUAAGUUGGUUAUGACUUCUCACUUUUUUAAUUAAAAUAACUUUCAAAAGAAAGUUCCACCUUUACUCAACAAUAUGUACAUAUUUUUUCCAACUGGUAUCAACACUUAGAUUCCUAGACUAUUACAAGUGAUAUUUUUGCAGGAGAAAACUUGUACUUUCAAUAAUAUGUUUGUUUUUUUUUUAAUAUUUUGGGCGCUAUAAUAUUUUUUUAUAUAUUCAAUAGGUAUGUCAUUUUCACUCAGUGGAUUGAAUUUGCAUUUUUCAUUUUACACUUAACUAUUCAU
Molecule: messenger RNA, 1135 nt
Organism: Psylliodes chrysocephalus
Lineage: Eukaryota; Metazoa; Arthropoda; Insecta; Coleoptera; Chrysomelidae
Source: the annotation of a GenBank genome assembly